Eurytemora carolleeae is the source of this 2806-nucleotide messenger RNA. RefSeq lists its product as uncharacterized. Gene Ontology annotation, cellular component: extracellular region. The transcript is spliced from 18 exons. Gene Ontology annotation, biological process: carbohydrate metabolic process. Gene Ontology annotation, molecular function: hydrolase activity, acting on carbon-nitrogen (but not peptide) bonds; chitin binding. NCBI's taxonomy places the organism in Eukaryota, Metazoa, Arthropoda, Copepoda, Calanoida, Temoridae. Bases 73 to 2691 code for a protein of 872 amino acids. The record is from RefSeq and is a predicted model, not a curated record.
AAACCUUUAAUAUCAAUAGAUAUAAAAUAAAAAGCUAUGAUUGUUGUUUUAUGGUGAAAAUGUUGGAUAAAGAUGACGAAUUUUCCCUUAUUAUCUUUUCUUCUAAUACUUGGAAGUGAAAUCGUAAAAUCAGGUUUAGGGUUUAUUUGUCCUCAGGAGUUCGGAUACUACUCAGAUCCUUCAGAUUGUUCCAGAUAUUAUGUGUGCGUGUACCGUACUGCACUACUAGAGAUAUGUUCAGGGGGACUUGUGUUUAGUCAACAACUACAGACUUGUGAUUGGCCGAGGAAUGUAGAUUGCUAUGAGAGUGCCCAGCAGGGUCAGAGUGUUACAGUGGAUAGAGCAGAACAAGGUCGACAUGGCGGACACGGCGGGCACAGCGGACAAGGCGGUCAAGGUAAUCAAGGUGUUCGAGGUAGAUACGGUGGUCAAAGGGGACAACGAUUAAGCAGUGAACCAGGCCUAUACGAUAAUCAAGAUUUACAAGGCGAACCAACCAGUCAAGCUGUUCAAGGCCAACAAGACGGAUAUAGCGUGCAAGGCGAACCAACCAGUCAAGCUGUUCAAGGCCAACAAGACGGAUAUAGCGUGCAAGGCGGACAAUACACACCUCAUUAUGAUAUUGAGAACGUAUCAGGAAGCGCAGCAUAUCAGGAUUAUCGUCAACUUCCUGAUCAAGAACCUUUUCAUCUCAAGUCUGUCAUAAAUCCGUAUAAACAUGAUUCUUUGUUUGAUCUAGAGUUAUUAAAUACAGGAGGAAUUCAACCUGGAGGUAUCCAAUCUGGAGGUAUCCAACCUGGAGGAAUCCAACCUGGAGGAAUCCAACCUGGAGGUAUCCAACCUGGAGGUAUCCAACCUGGAGGUAUCCAACCUGGAGGUAUCCAACCUGGAGGUAUCCAACCUGAAGGAAUCCAACUUGGAGGUAUCCAACCUGGAGGAAUCCAACCUGGAGGUAUCCAACCUGGAGGUAUCCAACCUGGAGGUAUCCAACCUGGAGGUAUCCAAUCUGGAGGUAUCCAAUCUGGAGGAAUCCAACCUGGAGGUAUCCAACCUGGAGGUAUCCAACCUGUAGGUAUCCAAACUGGAUUUAAAUGGAAUCCACGGAGCAACAAAGAAAACAUUUAUGUUCAAGCUGAAUCCAUAUUCGUAGAACAACCCAGUACUCUGGAUUCUCUAGAUCCUGAUACGGUUUCCUACCGCCAACCUAGGAAACAGACCAAACCGAAUAAAAACCAAGUUUGGACGGAGACCAGAGAAGAUGACACCCUCAAGGAGAAUAGUUCAGAAAGUCUUGUGAGGAUAGAAUUCGGGGCAAGGUUUUUAGGAACUUCAGCAAAAUCAGAUAAAGGUGAUGAUGAACAAGAAGAAAAAGAAGAAGAUGAUCUGUCGGAGGAGUACACGAGCAAUCUGGAGAAAGAACUUCUAGAAGCAUAUCCUGGAGUAUAUCAAGGACUGCAGGACUCUCUGGUUGUAAUAAAUGAUAACUACUACUGGGACGAAUAUGAAGAACCAGAUGAUAACUAUUAUAAUUCAAGAAUUAGAACAAGUUCAUCAAGAACUCAAGAGAACCUGGAGAACACAAAGAAUGAAAUACUAGAACUUCUCUCCAGGUUCAGAAUUGAGGAGAACAAGGAGGAGCUGGCAAAGGAGUGCUACAAGGAUGCAUGUCUGGCCCCUAACUGUAGAUGUGGAGGACCUGAAAUACCACGCAACCUCUCAUAUCAAACAAUACCUCAACUAGUUCUUCUUUCUUUAGAUGAUUCAGUAAAUGAUCUUAAUUUAAGAAUUUAUGAGGAGCUGUUUACCAGUAAGCGAGCUACACGAGUAAACCCAAACGGUUGUCCUAUAUCAGCAACUUUUUUUGUUAAUCAUGAGUGGACAGAUUAUUCUCAGGUGCAGAACCUGUAUGCAGAUGGGCAUGAGAUUGCAUCCUUUAGUAUCUCUCACAGUUUCGGAGAACAGUUCUCUAAGGAUAAAUGGUUGAAGGAAGUGGCGGGACAGAGAGAAAUAAUUUCUAAAUAUGGAGGUGUGGACAGAGAAGAUAUUAGAGGUUCCCGAGCCCCGUUCCUUGCUAUAGGAGGGAACAAUAUGUUCUCAAUGCUGUAUGAUGCCAACUUUACAUAUGAUUCAAGUAUGCCAAUAUAUGAGAACAGACCUCCGUCCUAUCCCUACACCCUGGAUUACAAGAUAUCUCAUGAUUGUAUGAUACCACCUUGUCCUAACAAGGCAUAUCCAGGAGUAUGGGAGAUUCCACUUGUCAUGUGGAAUGAUCUUAAAGGAGGACGCUGCUCCAUGGGGGACGCAUGCUCAUAUGGUUCAACAGCUCAGGAUGUGUACCUGACGAUAAUGGAGAAUUUUAAUCGUCACUAUCUUACUAAUAGAGCUCCAUUUAAUCUCUUCUAUAGACCAACCUGGUUUACUACUCCUCAUCAUAAAGAAGGAUUUGAUCUAUUCUUGGAUACAAUAAUAUCCAUGGAAGAUGUCUGGGUGGUGACUGCAUGGCAGGCGAUACAGUGGAUGAGAGAUCCUACACCGAUACAGAACAUAGAUACAUUUAAACCCUUCCAGUGUGUAUACAAGAACCGAGGUCGCUGUACAACUCCUAAUCUAUGUACGCUGUGGCAUAGAACUGGUUUAAAGUACAUGAAAACAUGUCAGCAGUGUCCAGAUCUUUAUCCUUGGGUAGACUAGAACAAAAUUAUUAUGCAAUAUGUGUUCCUUUUAAGGGACACAUAAUUUCAAGUGUCUGAUUCACAACGUUACCCUGAAAACCUUUGUCUGAUUAAGAGAGUAAAUGAAGAAAUAA